AUGGUGCGUCUCGCAACGUCCUUGCUGCUCGGCAGUGCUUUCUCUACCGUCUCUGCCUAUAUCCAAUACUCGACUGUGACCGGCUACUUCCUGCAAGACGACAAUGCGACCAAUGCUACCACAUUUGACUAUACCGCCACCAACUUCGGUCUCAUCAACCAGAGCUACCCAACCGACCCGUCCAACGCGGCAUCAUUGACCCAGUGGCAGAGAUUCGCCCUAGUCAUUGCCAAUCUCACCAAGUCCGCCCCCUCGAAUGUGCAGUAUAAACUGCUGUUCAUGGGCCGCCAUGGCGAAGGCUGGCACAACGCUGCCGAAUCUUACUAUGGCACUCCCGCCUGGAACUGCUACUGGUCCCUUCUCGAUGGCAAUGCCACGGCGACAUGGUCCGAUGCCCACUUGACCAACAAUGGAAUCGCCCAAGCGCUUGUCGCCAACAAGUUCUGGCUGUCCCGUAUUCAAGAACAGAAGAUCCCCACGCCGCAAAAGUACUACGUGUCGCCCUUAUACCGGUGCCUGUCGACCGCAAACCUGACAUUCUCGGGCCUCCCGUUGCCGCCAAACGAGCCGUUCAUCCCGACGGUCAAGGCCCUGCUCAGGGAGUCGAUCUCGGAGCAUACGUGCGACCGCCGCUCCAACAAGACGUUUAUCCACGCCCAGUUCCCCACGUACAAGUUCGAGCCCGGCUUCCCAGAGACCGAUCAGCUUUGGACCGGUGUCACGGCGGAGACCGACUUGGCUCAGGACGCAAGAUCAACGACGUUGCUCGACAACAUCUUCUCGACGGACAAGUCUACUUACUUGUCCUUCACCUCCCACUCUGGAGAGCUCGGCUCGAUCCUGAGAGUCCUCGGGCACCGAUCCUUUUCGCUCAACACAGGUGCGGUGAUUCCAGUGCUGGUGAAGGCCGAGACGAUUGCCGGGGUGAGCACGAUCUCGACGCAGGCUUGGACACCCAGCCCACACUGCACCGCGCCUCCCCUUACCAGCGUCAGCACUGGCGCGAAUGGAGGGUGUGUGUGUCCCAACAGUGCCGCGCCGGUGACGACGACGUUGCCCCCUUUUGCGGCGAGCACUUGA
This is a messenger RNA of Cladophialophora immunda, 1080 nucleotides long. RefSeq lists its product as uncharacterized. Gene Ontology annotation, cellular component: cytoplasm. The record is from RefSeq and is a predicted model, not a curated record. Gene Ontology annotation, molecular function: phosphatase activity. The transcript is spliced from 2 exons. NCBI's taxonomy places the organism in Eukaryota, Fungi, Ascomycota, Eurotiomycetes, Chaetothyriales, Herpotrichiellaceae. The coding region runs from base 1 to 1080 and encodes 359 amino acids.